AUGUCGUCCGACGAAAGAUUCUCCAUCUCUGAGGAGAACACCCCACCCCCUUCACCUCCAAACGUCAUCCCGGCGAUCGUGUUGAUCUCGCCCAAAGGCAUCCACUUCUUCACCCGCUACCGCGCCAUCCUGCGCAAGAUGAACCGCGAUGUCGAGCUCUACUGGGCGCCCAACAUCAAAACCCUCAACGGCACCAUCCAGAAACACAGCUACCGCAUCGCCGGCUUCAUCAUCUCCGACGCGGCCAUCAUGGACCCAGAGCACGAAGAACUCGCCCAGCGCGUCGCCAGUCUCCCACGCACUCCCGGCCGCGAGUGGGCCGUCGUCUUCGCCUUCGACUUUCCAUCGCAGGCGGCGCGUGCCCCGUUCCGCUUCAACCAGUACCUGGAGACGUACUUCGGGCUGGGCUGGCGCAUGUGCGGCAAGACGGAGAACAAGAUCAAGAUGAAGCUGCGGACGUUGGCGCUGAGGAAGGUGGCGAAGCGUGUUUACCGGACGGAGUAUGAAUUCCGAGGCGUCUUUAUCCGCGGCGUCAAGCAGGGCGAUAAGUUUCUGGUAACUGUGGGAGAAUUCAGUAGUGGUGGACAGCCGGAUGAGAAUUUGUUGGAGGAGGAGACUUCUUCUACUGCUGUUGCUGAGAUAGGGGAUGGGUCUAGCGAUGUUGAUAGCCAAACCCCCGUUGGUCGUCGUCCUGCGCUCGACACCACCAGCCAUUUCGCCGUGCCUUCUGCUAAAGUUGGGGCCCCCGACGAUGACGACACGAUCAGCGACUUGAGCCAGCACACUGCUGCUGACUUCAACUAUCCUGAUAGCAUUGCUGUUCCUACAGAUGACGAAAAUAACCUCGCCGACGACGAAGAGAGCAUGUUUGACAGCGAGGAAGGCGAGUACAUGGAAUUCGAACUUGCGCAGCCUAUCGCUCCUGCCCAUAUCCUCAACCUCCCCACCACCAACAGCUCCAACCCUAAUCCCCAGCACCAGCAGCAGGAGCAGGAGGGGGACGACGACGACGACGACGAAGAGAACGAAGUCUCCCCAACCCCCUCCCCCUCCACCCCCGUCUCCUCCCCACCCAGCCAAACCAACGACCCCGACUUCGAAUUCGACGCCGAAAACGAAUCCAUCGCCACAGACACCAGCACCAACGGCCGAGCCAGUCCCACCAGCUCCAUCGACCCACCCCCCGUAAGCGCCAACCUGCCCUUCCCGCUCCCCCCGCAAACCUUCCACAACCUCCGCCGCUUCUUCGACGCGAACGCCAUCCCGACCACCACCGAAGGCGAAGAAAUCUCCACCCCGGACCUCAUCCCGCACGACUGGGUGCCGUCUGACGACGAGGGCACGGAGGCGGACAAGCAGGUUGCGGACUCUAUGCAUGCAAUUACAAACUAA
Molecule: messenger RNA, 1392 nt
Organism: Aspergillus campestris IBT 28561
Lineage: Eukaryota; Fungi; Ascomycota; Eurotiomycetes; Eurotiales; Aspergillaceae
Exons: 3
Coding region: 1-1392 (463 amino acids)
Source: RefSeq, a predicted model, not a curated record